Messenger RNA from Dissoconium aciculare CBS 342.82, 738 nucleotides. RefSeq lists its product as uncharacterized. The transcript is spliced from 2 exons. NCBI's taxonomy places the organism in Eukaryota, Fungi, Ascomycota, Dothideomycetes, Mycosphaerellales, Dissoconiaceae. The record is from RefSeq and is a predicted model, not a curated record. Bases 1 to 738 code for a protein of 245 amino acids.
AUGGGAAGAGCAUUGCCAUCGUUCCCAAAGAUAUGUACAGCUGCUCGACUUGCGUCAUGGCAGUCGAGAAGAGCCGUCUCUACGUUGCCAGGCACUCAAAUCUACGUACACGAGGAUAAGACUUCCCCUCGAAAGCUGCUCUCGCUUUCGCCAACCGAGCCUCCCAAUACUGCACUUGCGAUCGGAACCACUACACAAGUCCCUCCGACACCCGAGUCCUUCAACGAGAAUCGUGAAUUUCUCGCCAUCUUACACACCGUCAUCCGCGAGAAUGCUGCGCAGGACCCCGAUGUGCAAGCGCAAGCGCACGUCUACGCAUCACAAUCAGGCUCUGCGCUGGGUAGUGGCGGCGUCUUCUUCCCGCAACACCAGCAGAACAACCGGCGCCGUCACAGCAUGAGCAAGCAACAACCUGGCAACGUGGCUGGCCGCAGUGAUGGCUCGGGAGGAGCUAGUUCCCAGGGUGGUAUGGGAGGCGGUGGUCGUGGUGGCUAUAUCCACGUCAGCGAUCGACGCAAUCCUCCGGACUACGGUCGAGUCGCCUGGCCCGAAGACAUCUUCGGCAGUGUCGAAUUGGAUGCGAGCGGCAAAUUUGUCGACGGCACUGGCAGAUAUCAAGAAUCGGGAACAUACCGCAUAGUGACUCGCGAAGGCAUUCUUGGUCUCAGCCCUUUUCUCCAAGCGAAAUUGCUGGAACGAAUCAAGGUCCUUGAAAGCCAGGCACGACAGAACGCUUGA